Messenger RNA from Macaca mulatta (Rhesus monkey), 4008 nucleotides. The record is from RefSeq and is a predicted model, not a curated record. Lineage: Eukaryota; Metazoa; Chordata; Mammalia; Primates; Cercopithecidae.
AAAGAUUUUUGUUGUUGUUGCUUAACUCUUCUGUGUCUUUACAGAUUUUUUUUAGGGAGGGCAGUUUGAACUAUCCAAUACUUGAAAAGAUGGUUUUUACAUCUUCUAUAUUCAUAGUGGAUUGUUCUAUAUCUACUAAGUUUUGUAGGACUUACUUUAUAUAUUUUAGCCUACUAUUAAAUACAUGCAAGGUUAGAAUUAUUAUAAUUUUAUUGGCUUACAGGGAAUCUUGUGUCCUCUGUACUUUCACCCUCAUCUCCCAUUCCUGGAUUAUUUUGAAGCAAAUCCUGGUCAUCAUAUUUCAUCUGUAAAACAUAAUAAUAGUUACUAUAUUAUUAUCUAUUUCAUUUAAUGUUAAUAUUAGUUCUUAAGAUUUUUUGGUGACUGUAAUGCUCAUUUAACUUUCCUUAUUUCAUGGCAUGUAUAUUUUGAGUUUACAUCCUAUAAUACUUUCUUUCUUCCAGCAUUUUUUUGUGAAGCAAAUGUUAAACAAUUAUAUUUUGGUGGAUACUAAAAAGUUGAAAGGCUUAUAGAAUGAACACCUGUCAGUCUACCACCUACAGUCAGCAUUUAGCUCUGUGCUCCAUAUUCUUUAUCACUUACUUAUCCAGCUGUACAUUGCUCUCUCCAUCCAUAAGUCCAUCUUCCUUUUGAUGCUCUUUAAUAUUGGAGACAUCAUUAUCCUUUACUGAUAAACACUUCAGCAUGCAUAUCAAUAAGUAAUAUUACAAUGUUUCUUUGUGGUUCUUCUUAGGACUUAUGUAAGAUGCAUAAAUCUUAAGUGUAACAUUCAGUGAGCUUUGACAUAUGCAUAACUUUAUGUAAUCUGGACCCCUAUGACAACACAUAACAAUUACUUUCACCCCAGAAGUACUCUUAUGCCUUUUUCCAGUCAUUUCCUGCCCCCACAUCCACCAGAGAAAAUCACUAUUUGGAUUUUGUUCAAUAUGCCUUAAUUUCACCUAUCUUAGAACUUCUUGUAAGUGGAAUUACACAGUAUACUCUCUGUCAGAAAAUUAGCAGGUUGAUUUUUUUUUUAUGGUUAUUGUUGUUGACUUUGUCCUGUUGUUUCCCAAAAAAGCAGGUUCAUACAGACUGUGGAGUUCUUUCCCAUUCCUUGCUUCCCACCACCCCAUAAAAAAUGUGGGGGCAUCCACUGAGAAAUUUGGAGCCGGUGUGAGUUUUCAUGGGAAUAUAUGCAGAACAUGUCCUGCGGCCCAAGAAUCUUGGACUUGCACAUCAGAGGCAACAGCAACUACAAUUUUCUGAUCAAAGCUUCCAGAGUGACACAGCUGAAGGUCAAGAGAAAGAAAAAAGCUCUAAGCCCAUGGCAUUUUCCAGCCCACCCCUAAGACAUGCAGUAAGCUCAAGGAGGAGGAACAGCGUAGUGGAAAUAGAGUCUAGUCAAGGCCAGAGGGAAAAUCCUACAGAAAUAGACAAAGUAUUGAAAGGAAUAGAAAAUUCAAGAUGGGGAGCAUUCAGGUGUGCAGAGCGUGGGCAAGACUUAAGCCAGAAGACGAUAGUAAUCAUACACAAAAAAGCACAUUCCAGGCAGAAACUUUUUACAUGCAGGGAGUGUCACCAGGGCUUUAGAAAUGAGUCAGCAUUGCUCUUGCACCAGAAGACACACACAGGAGAGAAGUCCUAUGUAUGCAGUGAGUGUGGGCGAGGCUUCAGCCUCAAGGCAAAUCUCCUCAGACACCAGAGGACACACUCAGGAGAGAAGCCUUUUCUGUGCAAGGUGUGUGGACGAGGCUACACCAGUAAGUCAUACCUCACUGUGCAUGAGAGAACACACACAGGAGAGAAGCCUUAUGAAUGCCAGGAGUGUGGGCGAAGGUUUAAUGAUAAGUCCUCAUACAACAAGCACUUGAAGGCACAUUCAGGGGAGAAGCCUUUUGUGUGCAAGGAGUGUGGGCGAGGCUAUACUAAUAAGUCAUACUUCGUUGUGCACAAGAGAAUACACUCAGGAGAGAAGCCUUACAGAUGCCAGGAGUGUGGCCGAGGCUUUAGCAAUAAGUCACACCUCAUCACACACCAGAGGACACACUCAGGGGAGAAGCCCUUCGCGUGCAGGCAGUGUGAGCAAAGUUUUAGCGUGAAAGGAAGUCUCCUCAGACACCAGAGAACACACUCAGGGGAGAAGCCUUUUGUGUGCAAGGAUUGUGAGCGAAGCUUUAGCCAAAAGUCAACUCUCAUCUACCACCAGAGAACACACUCAGGGGAGAAACCUUUCGUUUGUAGAGAAUGUGGGCAAGGGUUUAUUCAGAAGUCAACUCUCGUGAAACAUCAGAUCACACACUCAGAGGAGAAACCUUUUGUGUGCAAGGACUGUGGACGAGGCUUUAUCCAAAAGUCAACCUUCACAUUACACCAGAGGACACACUCAGAGGAGAAGCCUUAUGGAUGUCGGGAGUGUGGGCGAAGGUUUCGGGAUAAGUCCUCGUAUAACAAGCACCUGAGGGCACACUUGGGAGAGAAACGUUUUUUCUGCAGGGAUUGUGGGCGAGGCUUUACCUUGAAGCCAAAUCUCACCAUACAUCAGAGGACACACUCAGGAGAGAAACCCUUCAUGUGCAAGCAGUGUGAGAAAAGUUUUAGUUUGAAGGCAAAUCUUCUUAGACAUCAGUGGACACACUCAGGGGAAAGGCCAUUUAAUUGCAAGGAUUGUGGGCGAGGCUUCAUCCUAAAGUCAACUCUCCUCUUCCACCAGAAGACACACUCGGGGGAGAAGCCUUUCAUCUGUAGUGAAUGUGGGCAAGGAUUUAUCUGGAAGUCAAACCUUGUGAAACACCAGCUUGCACAUUCUGGCAAGCAGCCUUUUGUAUGCAAGGAGUGUGGGCGAGGCUUCAACUGGAAGGGAAAUCUCCUCACACACCAGAGGACACACUCAGGGGAGAAGCCCUUCGUGUGUAAUGUGUGUGGACAAGGCUUCAGCUGGAAGAGAAGUCUCACCAGACACCACUGGCGGAUACACUCAAAGGAGAAGCCUUUUGUGUGCCAGGAGUGUAAGCGAGGCUAUACCAGUAAGUCAGACCUCACUGUGCAUGAAAGAAUACACACAGGAGAGAGGCCUUAUGAAUGCCAAGAGUGUGGACGAAAGUUUAGCAAUAAGUCAUACUACAGUAAGCACUUAAAGAGACACUUACGUGAGAAGGGUUUUUGUACAGGGAGUGUGGGUGAGGCUUCAUCUUGAAGCCAUAUCUCACCAGCCAUCAGAGGACACACACAGGAGAGUAACUUUGCUUUGUUACAAGCUUCAGUUGAGGCUGCAUAACUUGUUUGUGAAGAUAUAACAAAGGCAGACAGAAUCCAGAGGGCCACAGAGAACCUGAAUUCAACCCAUGUGUCCCCAAGAGAUUCGGAGAAAAGAGGUCAAUGUUUAAGGAACAGAGAUGCCAGUUGAGGGGAGGGCAUUAUCUGGGCUAUUGGGGAAAUAUGGUCUCUUUCCUACUGAGCACAUGUUCUUGUAUUUGUGCCAGGCUGUGCUUUCUAAGGACUGCUCUUAGCCAGUGACUGCAGAGCAGGGAUACCAAGGGAGGUCUGUUACAAUCUCCCCAACCUCCUUGGACUGCAGGCAAUCUAGGACACCACCAAACCUCUUCUUGCACUUUCCUUCCCUCUGGCUGCCCUCCCAGCCUUCCUUGGUUUGAAUGUCCUUAAUUUAUGUUGAAACGCUACAUAAACUGUUUACUGUUGAAACAGUGUGACAGUAUUAGGAAGUGGGACCUUUGGGAAGUGAUUAAGUCAAGUCAUGAAGAUAGAGUUUUUGUGAAUGGGAUCAGGUGCCCUUAUGAAAAGGCUUGAUAGAGGGAGUUUGUCCUGUGGCCCUUCUAUUUUCUGCUCUGUGAGGACACAAUGCUCCUCCCUUCCAAAAGAUGCAGCAUGAAGGCAUCAUCUUAGAAACAGACAUGAGCCCUCAACAGACAAUUGAACCUACUGAUAUUUUGAUGAUGAACUUCGCCUCCAGAACUCUGGGAAAAUAAAGUCCUCUUUAUACAUUUCCUA